UCUGGAGUAAAAACAGUAUCUGUUGGCCUACUGUGACCAGGUAUCCCCGCGCGCGCUCUCUCCAUCUCUCACUCGCGCUCUAAGCGGAAUCGCUCGGAGAUUGACAGAUUUAACAGUGAUGACGUCGAUUUCAACCAAGAUGAAACUCGCGUGCAAACCCGCAGCCUCAGUUAAAUAGGAGACGCUCAGACUGGCAGCACCGCGCGCUUUCUCGGGAUGCACGCGCGUCCGCACAACAUUUCUGCUGGGAAGUCAACAGAAGAAUGCAGUAGACUAGAGACCUCUCGCGUGAUACUGGACAUACUGAGGUCUUUUCCUGGACUUUAACGGAAUUCCGGGGGCGACAGUUUAUGUAGCUCGAGGCUCGUGCGUGGAUGUGUGAAUACAAGCGGCCAGUCGCCUGUUAAAUAUUACGGGACGACCAGUGAGCGAGAGACUAUGCAGCGGUUAAUGGGGCACGAAGUGUCAGAUGCCGCGUUGAAACUCGCAUUGAACUUUAAUCUCUCCGAAUAGAAACCUGUCGCGCGAGCAGUUUCCACACAUAUCAGCUUUUCCGCAUGGAAAGUGUCCUUACCGAGCAUCCUGUUCUUCCUGAGAAUAAGGGAAUGUUUAUUGCGUGUUGAGUCGGGAUGGAUGUGCUGUUGUAAACGCAUCAGGUCAUCAGAGAGAUGCAGCAUCUUCGUGUGGCGUGGGCGCUCGCGGGAGCGGCGGUGGGCUUUUUUCUGCUGUUCUUGAUUCAAGCGCAUUUCUUCGGCGAAGGUCAGCUGGUGGCGGGUACAUGUGAAAUCGUGACUCUGGACAGGGACAGCAGUCAGCCAAGGAGGACCAUCGCCCGGCAGACGGCCAGGUGUGCCUGCAGGAAGGGCCAGAUUGCCGGCACUACCAGAGCCAGUCCAGCAUGUGUGGAUGCACAUAUUGUCAGGAGCAGACAGUGGUGUGAGAUGAUGCCUUGUUUGGAUGACGAAGGCUGUGACCUAUUGGUAAACAGAACGGGCUGGACGUGUGCACAGCCGGGAGGCCGAGUGAAAACAACCACAGUAUCCUGACGCCAGUGGGGGAUGAUUUUCCCAAGAGAGGUGCAAUGUAUGGAAGAACCUCGUCAUUCUCCAAAGCUACAGCGGGGCGGGGGAGGGGAGCAUUCAUCAUAGUCCUGUUAGCCCUGUCUGUCAGUCUCUCCAUUAGUCCUUCAGUCUCAUAAGAUAAGGGGUGAGGACCUCUAGUCAUGGAGUUUACGUGGACCGUGAGGAAAGGAUCCCCCUGUGCUGUCAAUCAGAGUUGGAACGGGCCAACGCUUCAUUUGCCGACACCGAAACUGGCAUGGAGGAUGCAGGAUAGUUCGCGACUUGGAUCGUGAAACGUGUAAGGAUCUAUCAAAAUUUUACAGACCAAAGAAAUACAAUUUCUGUGGGAAAGGAUUUCCAAUAUGAACACAAAACACACACAUCAGCUGCUUCAGCUUCAAGAAACGCAAGCAAAAAAACACAUACCUGAGCUUUGUAAGGAGUUUUUCCAACUGAGCACACGCAAAAUGGACAACAAAGACGUUUGCGGCGAAACUGUUUGACUUUUCUUCGAUUGUAGAUCUGCUGCCAUUGUUGUGUAAUGGACUGAAAUCAGUCAGGAUUUGGAAACGUAGCGAGUGUGGCAGACAAUUUGUCAUUACCUACCUGACCUGAAGAGACUAGCAGAGACUUGCGCUUUGGGAGAAACCAUCUUAUGUAUUUUCAGAGUCAUAAAGUUAUAUAUAUAUUUAACAGUUUUAUAUGAUGUACCUUUGUAGCAAACCUUAUUUAACACUGACAAUGUGAUCCUAUUCAUAAAGGGUGAAUUGAAAAACGUUAUGUCCUGGAAAGUUAUUUCCGCAUAGCUUUCAUCGCGAAGGAAAAUAGUGUACUUGUGUAUUUGUGAGUAAACUUUUGUUUUGUAACAACAUUCAACAAUAUACACGCACAUAAAAAGCAACUGUAACCCACCUUGACAAGGUUAUUUACAUCAGUAUACAGCUAUGGGUCAAUUGUGUUUUACCGCAGAGAUUGUACACUGGUAAAUUCAUCUUAUAAAAA
Molecule: messenger RNA, 2063 nt
Organism: Megalobrama amblycephala (Wuchang bream)
Lineage: Eukaryota; Metazoa; Chordata; Actinopteri; Cypriniformes; Xenocyprididae
Gene: tafa5b
Product: TAFA chemokine like family member 5b
Exons: 4
Coding region: 669-1046 (125 amino acids)
Biological process (GO): G protein-coupled receptor signaling pathway
Molecular function (GO): receptor ligand activity; G protein-coupled receptor binding
Source: RefSeq, a predicted model, not a curated record